UGAUUGCCUACUUCUUUUCUCGAUUAGAUAACUAACACAACUCGGCGCUGUCGUUUUCGCUUUGUGGGCCCCAUGGCGGCAAUACAUGAACUAUUGUUAAGCAAGCGACCACUCAAACCUAGUAUGUUAAACCUUCACUAUACCUUGAGAAAUAUCAAUCAAUAUCAUAAAAACAGAAUAUAACAUACAGGUGUCUGUUUCCAGCCGCGUAGAAAAAUAUAUACCACGAAUACCAGAGGGGAAAAGCUGGUAUCAUUAUAUCAUGAUAGCCAAGUCCUUGGCUGGUACAAUGCGUGGCUCAAAUCACGGUUCCAGCAACUACCCAGCAUAAUGUUUGAUAUCUCUCCUCCCACAAAUAGUGACAAGAAAAGGGUCCAUCGCGAUGAAUUUUGGCAAUCGUUUCUGUCGGCAUUUCUCAAGAUUGAGGAGUGCAUGAUAUCAAACAUUACUAUCACCAUCGAUCAGAUGAUAACACAGUUGUAUGAUGAAGGUAUAUUGGUUCUUCCAGCAAAUGAUACUGUCACCAAUUGUGAGCAUCACUAUGAAUGUGCUCGGUAUCUUGUCUUCUGUGCUCUGGCCUGGCAGACGAUGCUUUACACUCCAGCACUUGGCAUUCCUAAAAACAUGCACGGAUCAUUGAUGCUCGCCAUUGACGAAGACAACGGUUGCUGCGAAUACAGACAUAUGUCGAUACAACAGGCUAGCCAUGUUUGUUCAAGCAAGUCAAUCAGCGAGUUUUUAAUGGGAUUUGGCGUCCUCCUUCCCUCGAAGAAUAUGUGUCUGAACGACGGCCUAAAUGUACAACGUCAAUUCCAUGAAAAGACAGAUAUCUCCACAGGAAAGUUCAAUGUUUACCUACUCAGUGCGGUAGCGGGGCUGCGGAUCAAGUGGGUGGACGCGCUUGUAUGCCAUUUAGAAUUCAUUUCGAAAACUAGGGAGAUCUCACUUUUCCGAUUUCCUUCGUUCUGCGAGUCACUCCUUACGCACUAUGUGCAUGAUGGCGAUCGGGCCCCGAUUCAUGCGUGCCCUACAACAAGCAAUCUGCGUUGUCAGUGGGCAACAGAGAGUGAAAUCAACCAACUACUUGGUGAAGUCCUUCUUUCCUGCCGGCUACUUUUCGGUCAGACCAGGAAGUCUCGAAAUGCUUUCCACUCAAUCAAUUCAUAUUCAAAGAAGACUUCCUCAAGGGAUAAAAUUAGGGAUCCUCUGUUGCUGGCGCUAUGUACCACCAAUACGUGCCUGGGUAUCUACCCUGGUCCUUCAGAUAAGGAAGCAUACUCUCUUCUUCGCGACUUUUCUUUUAUCCGGUAUCGCUUAGCAAUUUUGCAAGGACAUCUUUCGAACACAACAUCUCGCACAUGGGUUCAGUUAUGGCGAGAUAACAGACUCAGCAAACUGGUUGACGUUUUGGGCAGUGAUUCUAUUUGGGGCGUUUAGGUCCCUCAUGGCUCUCUUGCAGGUUGUUUGCAACUGGUACAGUUGAUCAAGCAGCAAUGGCAACGUAAAGAGGAUGUUAUAGGAUAGUAUUCACGGUCGUCACAUGUAUAGCCAAAAAGAACGCUUAACAGCUAUAUACUUUUCAAGUCAAUUUCUCGCUCAAACCAGCUUUGAAUAAC
Molecule: messenger RNA, 1616 nt
Organism: Aspergillus ruber CBS 135680
Lineage: Eukaryota; Fungi; Ascomycota; Eurotiomycetes; Eurotiales; Aspergillaceae
Exons: 1
Coding region: 331-1437 (368 amino acids)
Source: RefSeq, a predicted model, not a curated record